AAAGGCAUCACUGCAUCAAGAAGGAAUACAAUACACAAUCUACCUGCACAACCACUGAGUUGUGGUGGGUGUUGCAGCGGCACAGUCUCGCCAUCACACACAGCACAAUGGACUGUUUUACUGAAGAAAACCUUCAAAUGCCAUGACUGUGGCAGCCCAACACGAGCUACUUCUCUGACGACUUCUUUAACCACCGUGACGGCCAUAACACUGGUCCGCCGCACCCUCCUCCUGUUCAGAUGUUAUUCAGUAAAAUGGAUAUUGCUUCUUGAAAUGCUGAAACUCCUAGCAAUAUAAGCUGUAUCAUAUUACAAGAUUUUUUUAGGUGAAAUGACAUUUUGAGGGAAACAUGAAACUUUAUACUCGAAUACAUGUCAUAUGCUGAACAAUUAAAAUAAAAUAGUACAAAUAACAGAGAAAAUCACCGGUACUGAGAUUUUGCAAACUGAAGGAAGCCCUUUGAACUCGCCUUAACGUAAAUAAAAAAGAAAAUGGUGCUCUUCGCCUCUCAUUUGGCGACAAACUAAGCCUCUGUUACCAUGGCAACCCGACGAAGUGGCGUGUCGGUAGUGGGUGGUCAGAGCCUGGACCCGGACACCACCCACACCCACACCUGGUGAGUGGCCAGAGGCAGGACCUGGACCACCACCCACACCUUGUGGGUGGUCAGAGCCUGGACCCAGACCACCACCCCCACCGUCCCUCCCUCCACUCCCUGUGGCUCCCAAACUCCACUCAAGAGACUCUACGGGGCCCUGAGGACGACGACAGUGCCACCGGCUCCUUAAUUGACAUCAUGACCAGCCCGGUGUCGUCUCUCAUGCACGACGACCUCCUCUUCCUCCAGGGAAACGACACCAAUGACACCACAACCACUGGUUACGUGCCAUACUUCCAACGACCAGAAACCUACAUUGUUCCCACCCUCUUUGCAGCCAUCUUUAUUGUCGGCGUCAUAGGUAAUGGGACGCUGAUCGUCAUUUUCGCCAGGAACAAGAACCUGCGCAACGUACCUAACACCUACAUUAUCUCCCUGGCGCUGGGGGACCUCCUCGUCCUUUUCUUCACCGUUCCCUUCGUCUCCACUAUCUACACUAUAGAGUCAUGGCCCUAUGGGAACUUUGAGUGUAAAUUCAGCGAGAUGGUGAGAGACAUCUCGGUGGGUGUGACCGUGUUUACCCUGACAGCGCUGUCUGCUGACCGCUACCUCGCUAUUGUCUCCACCGUCAGAAGGGCUGCAGGCAGAGCCGGCCGCAGGACGGUAAGGACUGCUGUGGGAAUAUGGGUGGCGGCGGGAGUUUUGGCCACCCCGGCAGCGCUCUUCUCACAAGUUCAGGUGUUUCAUGUGACUGAUGAUAAAAUCAUCAGUGUUUGCUACCCGUUUCCGGAGCACUUCCCCAGCUGGUAUUCUCUGGUUAAUGUCAUUGUCAAGGCUCUCCUGUAUUACCUCGUGCCACUCGUCGUCAUCGCCUCCUUCUACUUGCUGAUGGCCAGGCACUUGCUCUCUUCUGAGGACUUGCCAGGGGAAUCUCACGUCUUCCAUCGCCAACUGAGAACGAGAAGAAAAGUAGCCAAGAGUCUAUGCUUUGUGCUUAUCUUCGCCGUGUGCUUUCUGCCAACACACGUCUUUCUGUUGUGGUUCUACUUAGACCCUGAGGCCUCAAUCAAAUAUAACGAGUUCUGGCAUGCCCUCCGGAUCGUCGGCUUUUGCCUCGGAUUUAUUAACUCGUGCAUCAACCCUAUCGCUCUAUACUGCAUCUCUGGCACUUUCAGGAAGUACUACAAUCGUUAUCUCUUCUGUUGCUGUCGCUGGUUUGACCGUGAACAUCGAACUCGGUCCUUCCUGCAGCCGGAACGCUCUGGUAUGUCCCAUUGCCGGUCAUUUACCAUGCGAGGCACAGAGACAAUGACUCUCACCACAUUAAUCCAUGAAAGAGCUUCUCCAGCCGCAUCAUGACAAACGCCUACACUAUCCUGUUCUCCUGCCUCUGCCCGUCCGUGUUCCCCCACGUCCACACUAACCUAUUCUCCCAUGGCCACACGCCCAUAUGCUGUGAGUCACCAAAACUACGGCAGCCACAGUCGUGACUCACCAGUGUGCAGCCACCAUAUGGUGGUGGCAGAUGACCGCGAUGUAGACAGUAACACUUGCAUUUAUGAGGAGGUCGAGUUGUGAAGCUUCACUGUCAGGUGUGAGCCCUCCAUGCGGGGUGUUGGCCAUCCAUACGGGGUGUGGGGGACCUAGUGCAGCGUGAGGUCCAUCAUGAAGGAGAAAGGAAAGAGAACUUAGUUACUGAAGUGAGGGACCUGAUGACUGGAAUGACGAGUACAGUGAGUGACCUCGUGACUGUAAUGGAGGUCUGGUUAUGAGACCUCAGGUGAGUUUAGUGAACUAAUGAGCAAAGUACACCUAAGCGCAAUCGGAACUCUUUACUGAAGGACCUCAUAUGAGUAAGAAAAAAGAAAAAGGCGGACCUCACGAAAGAAGACUCAUUGUCUGCAGUUAGACGGUUAGUUCCAGAGGCCAUUGCCUACAUAGCCCAGUCCCAAACCAGGCCUCCAACUUGACGGCCCGAUUAAUCAGGCCGUCACGCAGUCCAUUUGUAACAUAAAUCUGUACAUUGCUUGGUGUUUGCUUGUUAAGUGUUUAAUUAUUAUUGUUCACUAUCAGAAUUGUUAUUAUAUCAAGGAAUAACUUUGUAGCUGAUAUGUUUAGGCUCUAUGUAAUAACAACACAUUUUUCCCUCAUUAUUUACUAUUUUUUAUAAUGCAUGAGAAGGCUAAUGUUGGAUGCCAGGGAAGGUUUCCUGUCACCCUCUUGAACUUUUAUCAUAAGCAAGGGGUGUGGCUAUGAGUUGCGACCUGCCAGGUGAAGCCGUCUACCCUCCGUACUCGCCCAGAGAUGUCAGAUGGUGAUAUGCUGCCCAUGGGGAAAGACAUGGCAGUUGCUCUAUCUCUAACAUAAUCUAACACACAAUCACCAUCUUAAUUAUUUUCUGGACACAGAAAUUUUGAGUACAGUCUUGCCUGCUAGUUAUGUUCAUAGGCUUUAACCUCAUUGUGGAACACCCUCUGAGAGCAAGAGUCAAUUCUCAAUUUCGCUCAAGAGUAUCCAUAAAACACUGCAUAAAUUUAAACAACACAUAUUAUGUACCAUUUCCUGUUUGAACAUAGUCAAAGACAGGUGUCGGCACUCGGUCGUUUGUGAGCUCAUUAUUUUCUGCUUUGGGAGCUUUGCUGUGGAGCGGUUUGAGGAUUUUUUGUAUGCAUUUGUGGUGUGUGAACAGACUGUGCUUAAGUGGAGUACAAUGUGCAUCUUGGGACUGACUGACUUGUUUGUCUGAUCUGGACUCAGCCGUAAAAAGAGGCUUGCUUCUACGUACUACUGUAAAUAGCGAGAUGAGUUACUGUUUGCUCACCUUUGUGGGCUCGGACUGAGUGGACUUUUUUAUCUCACUUGGUAGCUACACACUAUUUUGGGAUGUGCACACAAAUGCUCAGUGUAGACCUGGAGUGUGGUAGCGAAUUGUUCACUUUGAUGCUUGUGUGCGUCUUAAGAUUUUGAGAGAUAACUCUUUAUGUGAUUUGUUCAGUGUUUAUUAGAAUAAAUAGGUACCCCGGUAGGCGGACCUUUAAGUGGUUGCCUGAUUUCUUUUACUUUUUCCUUCAAGCUCUUCAGUAAUUUGUUUAUAACACAAUGGUUCAUCAAGACAACUUAAAAUUUGCAUUGCCGGUGCACAGUAACUAAGCCAAAAUUCUAGGAACAACUGUCAUGGUGCAGGUGCCCCAUGAUCAAAGUUGUAGGACUCAUUCCAGGAUAUUGAAAUGACUAAUAACCUCCAAAACCCUCUGCAGCGUAACUUGUGUCGACGACUACAAAGUGAAAUUCAAGCGUGUAGGUCAGUGUUAUUCACUAAUUUUUGCAAGAGAGCCACUUCGGUUAAACACAUUGAUUGAGAGAGCCGCAGCUACUGCAAGUUAGCGUAACUCAACUAAAUUAAGUAGUACUGAGCUGCUAGUGCAAUAUAGUAAAUGAGAAAAAUUAGACAUGGUAAUAUUAGCCUGCAUAUCUUGUUA
This is a messenger RNA of Cherax quadricarinatus, 4077 nucleotides long. The record is from RefSeq and is a predicted model, not a curated record. Lineage: Eukaryota; Metazoa; Arthropoda; Malacostraca; Decapoda; Parastacidae.